Blumeria graminis f. sp. triticale is the source of this 1857-nucleotide messenger RNA. The record is from the annotation of a GenBank genome assembly. NCBI's taxonomy places the organism in Eukaryota, Fungi, Ascomycota, Leotiomycetes, Helotiales, Erysiphaceae.
AUGUCGCAAUAUUACCCGGUCACCAUUUGUCGAUCUGAUGGUCUACUAGAGGUAAGUACCAAAUCUGGAAAAGAGUUAAAUCAACCAACACCGGCGCAACUGGAUGAUAAACCCGAUGCCAAAGGAAAUGUGGACUAUUACCGAAGGCUCUCCGAAAACGACACGAAGGCGAUUGACUGGCGAAGAAAAAUUGGUGGUAUGCUUAUGAAUAUUCUUGGUGGAAAAUCACAUGCCGACCGAAAUUACAUUUUGACUGAACUUCCAGAUGGCUAUGUUCUGUGGGAACACAUUAAGUAUAAUAAGAAUAAAGGAUUGGACGAAAGAAAGAGAGAAAAAGGCAAGCAUGCUGCUGGAAUGUACGACCGACAAGAUGCCUAUCUCUAUGGGCAUCCUCAGGGUCGAAAAAAAAGAUAUAGGAGCCCUGCUGAUUUCUUUCCACACCUGUUAUGGCUAGGUACCGAUAGAGAUGGAGAUUCGGCGAACUGUUCAUGCAAGAUUUGCUCACCAGACGGUGAUGAGGAAGUUGUCGAAGAGAUACAGAUACAACCCGUCGAGAUACCAGUGCGUAAAGAAAUUAAAGCUGCUCCGGCGGCUCCAGUAACAACUACCGUUCCUUUCUCGGCUACACCCUCAGCUACUCCAUCGACAAACUCAUCGGGAUAUAUGUCCCGGUACACUUCUACUCCAACACCUACUAUGCCCUCGAAAAUAGCGUCAAAACCGGUUAUUCAGCUCCCCACAAAAAUUAAAUCAAAAGAGCAACUUGCAGAUAGUGAACCAACGCCUAUGAAUAAGUUUAUAUAUCGACCGGGUGAGUUAGUUUGGUUUAACAAUGGAGCAAACUGGCGGCUUGGUGUUAUAUCGAAAAGAAAUUUGAAGAAUAAUCAGGUACCACGAUAUCUAAUCCAGCCACUUUCCAAUCCCGAACAACAGCAGCCAUUACAGAUCAAAGAACAAGAUUACCUACGGCCUUGGCUUGCUUGGAGCGUUCCGGAAACAACUAAUCCUGACCUCAAGAAUUUACAUUUUGAACAAGUUUCAUGGGAUCGUGUCGUCCGCGGUGAAUUUGACAACGGCCGGAAUACAGAUUAUGUCGUGGAUGGUAGUAUUCUUGCGGCUAAAUCCAUUGAUGCAAGUUAUUCUCUAUUUGAUCGUAUUGAGAAUGCACUUGUGAGUAAUGGUGAUAUUGCUUACAACGGCAUGUUUCUUGGGGCUGAAAAAGUAUGGGUCGGAGAACCGGUACGACUUUCUGGAUACGGAUCCAACAUCGUAAUCUUGAUUAUCGAUCGGAUGGUCGAGCGGCCAGGACUUUCAUCAAGUGUUACAUUCACCGGUGACAUAUACAAACUAGUAGAGAUGCCCACACCACAUAACCGUACCGCUGAUUGGCCCAAGUAUUCACACAAUUUACCACCCCGUAUGAUAACAGACAUUGCAUUUCGAAAUGAGGUGGCGGCAAAAAAGGGGAUCUGGUACGAAUGGCAACUAUUGGCUACGCCAGCCACUAAACAGUUGAAGGAUAUAAAAGGACGUUGGUAUGAGACACAAACGCUUCUUCCAAUCCUUAAAACUCCGCACAAAUAUCAAGCAGAUCUAUUGCUAGGACAAACUAGUGAUGCAGGCGAAUGGAUGAAUGGGCGUAAAGAUAAUAACAACGUUCAAGAACAGCGUCGUAAGAAUCGGCGUGAUACGCUGGGCCGUGCUGUACCUGCCGAUUUUAAGGUUAGUCGUGGCCUUGACGGUCCACCCGAAGAUGAUCAGUUUCCCGAUGAGCAUACUAUGCCGCUCGGUGGGGACUUUGAUAACCUUGAUCAUUUCAUGGACCUCGAACAGGCCUUUUACGGGUCAGGCUUAUAA